Messenger RNA from Prorocentrum cordatum, 2228 nucleotides. Lineage: Eukaryota; Dinophyceae; Prorocentrales; Prorocentraceae. The record is from the annotation of a GenBank genome assembly.
AUGACGGUCUCGCGCAGAGACGCGCUGCCUAUCCCGCUCAACUCGGAGGCGCUCCAGUGCUUGAAGGGGUUCUCUGCCCUUGACGGCGAGCUCUCGCUGGGGCAGCGGCGCAAAGCCGCUCGCUGCAGGCGCCAGGAGCGCUGGAUGCUGGAAGGCGUCGCGGCGCUCAACGAGCUGGGUGGUGGUGGGCGGUCGGCGGGCGGCGGCGGCCACCUCAGCUUGGCGCGGCGCUCCGCGCUGCAGCAUCUGAAGGGGGUCUACGCCGCGGUCCCGCCGAGGACUGAAGAUUGCACCAACCAGGAGGCGUUUCAGGCGUUUCUGGGGCUUCGACCUGGCUAUGCUGACGAGCCAGCGAUCGGGGCGAGAGCCGGCUACCAGCGCGGGAGGGUCUCUCUUCCUUCUGGCGGUGCUGGGCGUGUCGAUCUUGUUCGGCUGUUGCCCGCGCACCUGCAGUCGGCGCUGGAGUCCGGGCACGGGUCAUUGCGCUCGGAGCAGGAGGCUACUGCUGCUCUGGAGGAGGCGGACGUCACGUGUUACGUGGACGGUAAGCUGGGCAGCGGGGAGGUGCACCUGGCUGCGGGCGACGUGGAGGUCUGCUUCUACCAGUACGUGCUGCCGGCCUGGGCCAGGAACUACUUCUGCUUACCGAGCCUGGCGACCCGCAUGCUGCCGGCCCGCCUGCGCGAGGCGUUGGGGCCAGAGCUGUCUGCUCGGCCCAGGAUAGCCUUCCGCGUGCGGGUCGUCCCCAUGGGUUGGAACUGGGCCGUCCACUUCGUGCAAUCUGCCCACCUGAAUGUGCUGGCUUCGGUCUCUCCGAGCAACCAGUGGCUGGUGGACAAGCAGCCUGGGGCGCGCCUCUCUGACAGCUCAGCCGCAGCCAAGGUCUUGUACAUAGACAACUUUGCUGCCAUUAGCACCAGCCGCGAGACAGCAUUGCAGGUGGUCAACGACAUGCUCGACUCGUUCACCAGUGAGGGCGUCGAGGCAUCGCUUGACCUGGACGUCGUCCUCCUCGGCUUCACGCUGGACGCGAAGGCCGCCAGGUGGCGCCCCGCGCCCAAGAAGUUUUGGAGAGUGCAUGGUUGUAUCUCGCACCUGCUGGAGCCGGGAAGACGUAUCACGGGGCGCCAGCUGGAGAGGCUCGUGGGUCACGUGGUUGCGCUGCUGUUGCUGCGCCGUGAGGCGCUCAGCCUCCUCAGUGCAGUCUACGUCUUCAUCCGUUUCACCUACGACAGGGCGCAGCCGCUGUGGCCCAGCUGCCGACGCGAGCUCAGGUGGGUGCUCGCACUGUUGCCCACGGUGUUCGCCGAUAUGAAGAGGCCCUGGCACGCUGAGGUGGGUGCCUCCGACGCGUCGCCGUGGGGCGCGGGAGUCUGCACUGCGCACUGGCCCUUGAGCGCAGUGCAGGCCGCUGGCAGGCAGCCGGAGAAGCUGCGCUUUCGCGGGCCCCUCGCCUCACUGGUGGCCCCGCGGGACGCUGCCCCGGCUGCCGACAGCAUCGAGCUCUCGGACCCAGCCGCACUCUUACUUGGGCGUGCGGCAGGUUUCGCCGAGGCCCGCUGGCUGCCCCGCCAGGGCUUGCUGGCAGCCAACGUGGUGCAGCCGUCCACUCUGGUGCUCUACCUGAAGGUGUUGCUGCUGCUGGCAGGGUGGCUCAUGGUGGACGUGCUGCUCGACUGGCCCGUGGCAACUUGGGACGCAGCGCUGACCGACCUCCUGCGGUGGGCCUUCGACCUGAAGGUGGCGCGGGCGACAACCGCAAAGCUUGGCGUCGCGGUGCUUGGAGGUCUCCCUCAGCUGCACUUGGCGCCCUUGCAGAGGUGCUUCCCGCAGCUCGCCCACUCGCUGCCGGGUUGGAAGCGCCUGCACAUGUCAUCAGUGGUGCCGGUUACAGAGUUGCAGCAGCCAGGCAAGACGGGCGAGCUGGACCACACCGUUGUGCGUGUCUCCCCGCGGCAGCAGGCCCUGGCUUGGGCCUUGGUGCGCCUCCGCGACCCCCGCCUGGGCUUCUGGCACCCGCUGUGGGACUUCGUCUACAGCCUCUUCCUGCGGCGGUUUGGCCAGGUGCUCGAGGCUGUGCGAGCCAGCUGUUUAGCAGGCACGCUUUGCAGCCUCAGGCAAGGCGGCGACAUCCUCGACCGCCUGACGGCCAGCCGCACGCUAAUGGAGAAGCUGCAGCUCGGAAACUGGCACGCCUUCAACAGCGCGCAGCGCUACGACAAGCACGC